Messenger RNA from Silurus meridionalis, 4572 nucleotides. RefSeq names its product SH2 domain containing 3Ca (gene sh2d3ca). The transcript has 13 exons. Gene Ontology annotation, molecular function: guanyl-nucleotide exchange factor activity. Gene Ontology annotation, biological process: small GTPase-mediated signal transduction; positive regulation of peptidyl-serine phosphorylation. NCBI's taxonomy places the organism in Eukaryota, Metazoa, Chordata, Actinopteri, Siluriformes, Siluridae. The coding region runs from base 267 to 2984 and encodes 905 amino acids. The record is from RefSeq and is a predicted model, not a curated record.
AUAGUUAGUUAGACGCAGCUGAAGAUAGUUUGACAUUGUUAGAUAUAAGAGGUCCCUCUAGAAUGAGAACGAGGUCUGUGUGAAAUCAACCACAACCCAGGGGUGUGCAACUUAAUUCAGCACAGGAAGUGUUACAGAGUUGCUUCUUACACUGCACCAGCCCUUCUGUCCACACACACACACACACACACACAUGAGGAAGCAGCAGGUUAUAGAGAACUCUCCAGGAAAGGACAUAAACAUCCACAUCCUGGUGAACGGACAUCAUGAUCAAACGCAAACUGAGUUUUAAGUGGUUUGGGAGUCUGGGGAAUCUUUCCUUCCGUCGCAAAUCGGACACAUCGAAAGAAGGUUCUCAUAAAGAUGAUGAGCCGACCAUCUACGAGGAUGACAUGCGGCCUCGCUGCCCGAGUUACGCUCGCUCCAGUGAAAUGUACACCCACAUGGGCACCAUGCCACGCUCCUCAAAAAAGAAAGACAAGAGCACCAAGAAUAAAAGUCAGGAUAAUCAGAGGAGUCUUAAAACCAAAACCAAGGCCAGCAGCAGCUCUUUGGGCCGGAGUCAGAGCAUGAGAUGUACAGACUACGUGAUCGAGUCGCCUCUAAUGAGCGCUCUCAAUGGCAAAGCGCUCUCCAGCCUGCACGAGAACAACGUAGAUGACAAGCACACUCCAGAACACCAUAGUGCUCAAUCCAGGAAGGAAUCUGAAACUCCAACCACUGAGCAGAUCCAGAAAGAUCAGAAAAAAGCAUGUUCACGAGAUCCAGAUCGACCUCCAGAUGCCUUCCAGGAGAAACCAGAUCUGCCUAGGAAGAGCAGUCUCACUGUGAAGAUGUCUGUGGAUCUGCAGGAGAACAAAACGUCCACCGUUACAGAGCGUCAUCACGAGAAAGAAGAAGAAGAGAGGAAAACCGGUCCAGAUCCUCAGAGUCAAAAGGAAACUACAGACAGUCAAGGAGAGUAUGUAGAGUUUUCCAAGGAGAAGUACCUAUUGGAGUCUCCUCCAGAGAAGCUGAGGAAGGAACUGGAAGAGGAACUAAAGCUCAGCAGCAGUGACCUAAGGAGCCACGGCUGGUACCAUGGCCACAUUCCACGAGAGGUGUCAGAGACGCUGGUCCUGCGCAGCGGCGAUUUCCUGGUGCGAGACUCUCUGGCGAACGUGGGCGAUUACGUCGUCACGUGUCGCUGGCAGCAGGAAGUAGUGCACUGCCGCAUCGGCAAGGUUGUGGUAAAGGGUGCCCAGACGAAGGUGCAGUUCCUCCUGGAGGAUGAGACCUUCGACUCUCUGCCGACUCUGAUCCGACAUCAUGCUGGCACCGGACGACCCGUAUGCCUGCGCUCUGGAGCUCAGCUGCUCUUCCCCAUCAACCGCACUCUACCCCUCAGGUACUUGGAGGCAACGUUUGCCCUGGCGAGUGGGAGAUCGGGGUCAAAUUCUCCGUCUGCUCAGCGGGGGGCGCACAUCAAGAGACGCAGCGUCACCAUGACGGACGGCCUGACUGCUGAGAAGAUCAUCCCACACAGCGACGGCGAGUCGAGUGAAGCGUCCGUCUCUCGAGUGUCAGACACCAAAGUGAAGACGGCGCAGGGAUGCAGCUGUCCAUCCACAGUUCACCAUAAAGACGCCAUGAGGAACUGUGCACUCAGUAUGGACCAGAUACAGGAGAUGCGCUGCCCCCUGUCUCCUGUAGGAGAAACACAUCUUUCACCUGCCUACACCUCCAUGUCCCGUCACAGACACGGCUCUGGUGGCCGUGUCCUGGCUGUCAUUCCACCUUCACCGGCGAUGCGACGCUCUAGUGAGCCCCACCUCUCCCCUACCUCCUCAAAUAACAACAUCCCAUGCACAGACACGCCCCCCAGUGCUCCCGGAUACCCCUCAGAUGGCUCUGAAGGUGGGGGCAGUUACUGUGAGCUGAGGCCAGGCCAGCCCCCAACACCUCCAUCUAAGAGCUAUGUGGAGAGGCUGAGGGUGGAGGAGGGGCGAGCACCAGGCUCCGCCCCCAACAGUGGAGGAGAGAGCUUCACCCUGCCUUUGGUGGAGAGCAGCUCGUGCUUCAGACCUGGAAGAUACCAAUCAGAGCUUCUACCUACAGAAAAUAAACCCCUAGAGAUGGGGGUCCUGAAGAGGGUGAAGGAACUGCUGGCUGAAGUCGACCCUAAAACAGCGGCCAAACACAUCACCAAAGCCGACUGCACGGUUGCUAGGAUACUGGGUGUUACCAAGGAGAUGCAAAGGAUGAUGGGAGUGGGUUCAGGGCUGGAGUUGCUGACUCUACCACACGGCCAUCAGCUUAGACUGGACCUGCUCGAGAGGUUCUACACCAUGUCUAUAAUGAUGGCGGUGGACCUGCUGGGAUGUACGGGUAGCACGGAGGAACGAGCCUCUCUGCUCUAUAAGACCAUCCAGCUGGCAGCCGAGCUCAAGAGCACCAUGGGAAAUAUGUUUGGAUUCGCUGCCAUCAUGAGAGCUCUGGAGCUCCCUCAGAUCUCACGCCUGGACCAGACGUGGAUGACGCUCAGACAGAGACACACGGAGGGAGCCAUAUUGUACGAGAAGAAGCUCAAGCCCUUCAUGAAGGGAUUAAACGAAGGCAAAGAGAGCUCUGUGCUGUCAAGUACAUCUUUUCCACAUGUGGUUCCCGUGUUGUGUCUGUUGGAGAAGGGCGUGGCCAUAGGGGAGGGGCCAGAGCCAUGGGAUACUUCAGAAUGUGGGGUGGACGUGGUCAUGAGCCAUCUAGAGGCAGCACGCAGUAUUGCACACCACGGAGGCCUUUAUCGCACUAACGCCGAGAGCAAGCUGCACGACUUCCAGGAGAGAGAUGAAGUGUCGGAGAUCUUCUGCACUGAAUUCCAGAUGAGGCUCCUGUGGGGAAGUCGAGGUUCAGAGGGAAGCCAGAGCGAACGCUACGAGAAGUUCGACAAAGUUCUCACAGCUCUUUCUCACAAGCUGGAGCCUCCUGUACGCCACAGCGAGCUCUAGCACCGCCUUCUUUCACCUCCUACUCCCCCUGUCUGGGACAUUGGUACGGUCUUUCAUCUCAGUGUCCUUCCUCUUCUGGGAGACCAAUUUAAAGACACGGGGUUUCGAAUGAAGAAAUGGAAGUGAGAGAACUGGAUGGGACAGAAUGUGGAACUCCAGCGGGGGUGGAGUUUAAAAUCCUGACACCAAAAUAUCUUUCCUGUUUCAGGAGAUAAAUGAUGGAGAAGCAUCUUCUUUUCUGUGAUCUCAGCGUGCAUGUUCAUCUCUCUAUCGCCCCCCCCAGGAACUUCAGAGAGACGUCACAAUCACUCACGUUGCCAAAUAUCUCCUUCUUAUACAUUUUAUUAUUAUUAUAAUUUUCAUUUCUCACUUCUGCGUACGAGGAGCAAUAUGGGGCAACACACACACACACACACACACACACACACACACACAGUACACGGUACACAGUGCAGUGUAGCCUAUGGGUAAAUGUGUAGGGUUUAUAGAGGAUUUCAUCCUGGACAUUACUCUGGUUCCUGCUGAAGAUCCAAAAUCCUGGGGAAAAAAAAAGAUUUUAAAGAUCUUGGACCCUGGUCCCUUUUGGUGAUGUUGACAAAUCUCUCAUUCUGGAUCUUACUCUGGUUCCUAAAGAAAAUCUCACCACAAAGCCUGUAAGAAUAUUAAAAAAAUAAUCAUUCUGGUUCUUUUUAGUGAUUUGUUGAAGAUCUCACCCUGUCACCGGUUCUAGUUGAAGUAGUUCCAGUGGUUCCUGUUCGAUAUUGGUCCACUUUCUCAUCUUGGCUUUUUUGAAGAUCUCAAUUCUCAGCCUAGGCCCUCUUAAAGAUCUUAUUCAGGAUCCUGCUGGAGAUUCCACUCCAAAUCCUGGUUAAAAAUAAACAAAGUAGUUCAAAUUGUUGAUGUAAUGAUCUCACACUGUUAAAGGUUUUCAAAGAUCUCACCCUAUUCCCCACAAUCCUGUCAAAGAUUUUUUUUUAAAAAGAUCUCACCCAGGGUCCUCAUCCUCUCUUUCCCUGGUUCCUGUUAAAGCUCCUCCUCAGAUUCCUUCUGAAAGAUCUCACUCUGGAACUGGUUGAAGCUCCUUUCUGAAGGUCUCCUGUGUGGACUGUUACAGUGAGGUGGACAUGCUGCAUGUUGCUCCUUCUCUCCUGGUUUUUGUAAGAGUGUGUGUGUGUGUGUGUGUGUGUGUAAGAGGUCUCUUCAGGAUAAAGUCCAGUGUAAUAAAUGGAUAGUGUGAAUUUCCUCAGCAUUACAUUUUUUUUUUACAUUUUUAUCGUUUUUUCCAUCAAUCGACCCUGUGAGGGUCUCGGUGCAUCUCCACGCCAGAACCAUGACAUCAAAAAUCAGGCAAAAAAAGGAAAAAGUAACAUUUUUAGUUGAUCUUUCAGAGGAAAGCGAGAAAAGGAAUCGAUGUUCUCUCUCUAUUUUUUAUUUGUACGCUUUAAAAGCCAGAGCUUUUCCCAACAUUCAGGUGAACUGGACUUGAAGUGAUAUACCUCUUACUGUUCUUCUCUUUCGUCAUAUUGUAUAUAUAUUUUUUCACCUGCAUUUUCAUUUCUCCAUCUGAUAAUAAACACAUUUUAAUAUA